AGAGAGAGAGUGAGAGAAAGAGAGGGAGAGGGGAAAAAGCGCCUGAAUCAAUCUCUCUCCUCCCUGUGACGUCGCUCGGUCUCGUCCCGGGGUGCGCUGCUCUUUGGUCCCGUCUCAGCAGAAACCACUUUAGUUGCUGCCUCGACUGUCCACUUCAACCUACGGUGCGACGCGCGCGGUGUGGUGCGGUGCGGCGAGGUGCGUUUGUGGGUACCCGGUGUCCUUCUACUCCACGCUGCUCGUCUUGUCCCACAUAUCAGUGAACUGUUUCCACACUCUGCUCGAAGAGAUAGGAGAGAACCUGAGGCGCUGAGUAAGAAGGAGAGGGCGGAAAGGAGAAGGAGAGAGAAAGACAGUGGAAGAAAGAGGAGGAGAGAAGAGGAAAGAGGUCUCCGUAGUCCCCUCUCCCUCCUCGGGCUGAACCUCCGCCGAGAAGAUGCUGAGAAUAGCCGGCGUUUUGGCUGUAGUGGCUCUGGCGUUGAGCGCUGCUCACACCAAAGUGAAUAAACACAAGCCGUGGAUUGAGACAUCGUACCAUGGGGUGAUCACUGAAAACACUGACAUCGUUCUGCUGGAUCCUCCUCUGGUGGCCCUGGAUAAAGACGCCCCCAUUCCUUACGCAGGGGAGAUCUGUGCGUUCAACAUCCAUGGUCUGGAGGCUCCGUUCAAAGCAGUAGUGCUGAAUGGCACGUCCGGCGAGGGCCAGCUGAGGGCCCGCGGCCUGGUGGACUGCGAGCUGCAGAAGGAGUACACCUUCAUCAUCCAGGCUCACGACUGUGGGUCGGGCCCUGGGGGCAUGGAGGGCAAGAAGUCUCACAAGGCGGUGGUGCAUAUCCAGGUCAACGAUGUGAAUGAGUUUGCUCCUGUGUUCCGGGAGCCCCAGUACCACGCCGCAGUGACAGAGGGCAAGAUUUAUGACAGCAUCCUGCAGGUAGAGGCCGCCGACCAGGACUGUUCACCACAGUACAGCCAGAUCUGUAACUACCAGAUCACCACAACCAGCACACCCUUUGCUAUAGAUCGCAAUGGUAACAUUCGGAACACAGAGAAGCUGAGCUACGAUCGGCAGCAGCAGUAUGAGAUCCAGGUGACGGCCUGGGACUGCGGCCAGAAGAGGGCACUGCACAGCGUCCCUGUUCGCAUAGACGUCAAGCCUGUCUGCAAACCCGGCUGGCAAGGUUGGAAUAAACGAGUGGACUAUGAGCCUGGAACGGGCAGUAAGCAGCUGUUUCCUAAGAUGCACCUGGAGACCUGUGGUGGGCCGCUGUCAUCUGUGAGGACCACAGUAGAGCUGCAGACCAGCCACAUUGGGAAGGGCUGUGACCGGGAAACCUACUCUGAGAAAUCUCUACAGAAACUCUGUGGGGCCUCCUCAGGCAGCACUGACCUUCUACCUGCCCCCAGCACUGCCACGAACUGGACAGCUUCCCUGGUGACUGACAGCGGGAGGGACAGCGACUUGAUCUUCAGGUUUGACGGUCGUCAGGCUGCAAAAAUCCCAGACUGGGUGGUACCCCAGAAUCUGACAGACCAGUUCACCAUAGCAACGUGGAUGAAGCAUGGACCCAGUCCUGGGCUCAGAGCUGAGAAGGAGACACUACUCUGUAACUCAGACAAGACUGAGAUGAACCGUCAUCACUACUCACUGUAUGUCCAUAAUUGCCGCUUGGUGUUUCUGCUGAGGAGAGACUUCACACAGGUGGACACAUUCAGACCAGCCGAGUUCCACUGGAAACUGGAGCAGAUCUGUGACAAGGAGUGGCAUUACUACGUCAUCAACGUGGAGUUCCCAGUGGUGAUGCUCUAUGUGGACGGAGUGACCUACGACCCCUACCUGGUGACAGAUGACUGGCCCAUCCACCCCUCACAGAUUGAUGUGCAGCUGACAGUUGGGGCCUGCUGGCAAGGCGGAGAGGUGACCAAGCCACGGUUCACUCAGUAUUUCCGGGGCAGCCUAUCUGGACUGACGAUCCGACCUGGGAAGAUUGAGAGUCAGAAAGUUAUUUCCUGUCUGCAGGCCUGCAAAGAGGGACUGGACAUCAACUCCCUUGAGAGCCUGGAUAAGAACAUAAAGUUCCACUUUAACCCAGCUCAGUCUAUCCUGGUAAUGGAGGGAGAGGACUUGGAGAACAUGAACACUGCUGUGAGGAAAGUCUCCUACAUCAACUCUCGACAGUUUCCCACGCCAGGCAUCCGGCGUCUGCGCAUCUCCACUACUGUCCAGUGCUUUGGUGAAGACACUUGUAUCACCAUCCCCGACAUCGAUGCAGUGGUAAUGGUGCUGCAGCCUAGUGAGCCCAGGAUCACCAUCACAGGAUUGGAGAGACUGAGCCGGCCAGCUUCCGACCUCAGAGCGCCAGGCGGCAUAGCUCUGUUCCAGGACCUUCAUAUCAUCAGCACAGUCACCAGGGCAGAUGCCACUGCACAUAACACAGCACGUCGACCUGGGGUGCUGGAGGAGAUCAUUCAUAACUUGGACUACUGUGAUAUCCUGGUGCUGGGGGAGGAGCUGAGGCCAGGGCAGGAGUCUCUCCAACUGCAGCGAAGUGCUUUGCUUGGAAAACACCUUGAUGCCACCAACUCCACCUCUGGCAUGUCCAUAUAUGGUGUAGACUCCAUGUCCAACUAUGAACAGGUGAUCAGACAAGUGCGUUACUAUAACUGGCAGCCCGGACCGCUAAUAGAAAGAAGAUUUCGUCUCACCUGCUCGGAGCUCAACGGACGCUACACCAGCAAUGAGUUCAACCUGGAGGUAGGCAUGCUGCACAGCUCAGAAGCUGGGGAACAUGUCAAUCACAUGGUAGCCCCGCCUCAGUACAUGCAGGUGGUCCACCAUCCGUCCAUGAUUCAUGGCCUGUAUCCCAGCCACAACUCAGGCGUGCCAAGUGCUGCCACAGUGGUGAUCGUGAUGUGUAUCGCUGCCCUGGUGGUGGUCGUGGUGCUGGGCAUCUAUCGCAUUCACCUGACACACCAGCAGGAGGUCAAGAUGGCCGAGACAGCUAAAGAGGCGGAUGCAACCUGGAACGACUCGGCUCUGACAAUCACUGUCAAUCCAAUGGAGAACCUGGAGGAGCCCCAGCCUGCAGAGGAGGAGGCCAGUGAGGAGGAGGAGGAGGAGGAGGAAGAAGAAGAGGAGGAUGACGACGACGAGGAAGAGGAGGAGGACGAUGAUAUUACCAGCGCUGAGUCAGACGACAGCGAGGAGGAAGUGGACGUCCAGCUACCCAGGAUGCAACGCUUGAGCAAGAGGGGCCAAAACUGGGACAAAACAACAAUAUCUUAUUGAAACACACAUUCACCGCCACUCACGCACACAUUCUGCGACACGUCCAUACUGAAACCUCAGAUCAGAUGGUUGAAACAAAAAGACUCUAUGUGAUGUUGAUGCUCUAAAAAUGAGGUUAUACCUCCCACUACUGGAAGACUACACUAAAACACACAUGCACACACAAACACACACACACACACACACACAGUGCAAUGAUUUAACCAUAGCCUUGUCAGAAAACCUCCCAUUUUGUACAACUGAUGAGAAAUGAUACCACACUAAAACUGCUCGUCAAUCAAAUGACUUUCAUCCUUUCUCUUUGGGACAGCUCGCCAAAUUUAGGUCAUCCCCAGAGAGAUGUAUUUCUUCUCCCAUUACAGUCCACACCACAACUACAGUCUUUAGUGGAUUCAAGUUGUUUUUUGUCAAUUAAACCCUGCACCAUACAUUCAGUUUGAUGUGUCAGAUUCCACAGUGAGAUUUCUGAUGUCCCAUAAAAAUGCAAAACAGUCUUUAUUUAAGAAAACUGAGUUGCAAAAGUAAAGAAACUGACUAUUUUUGGUUUGUAUACUUCAUGUUAUUUAUCAGUCUUUAUUCUAGCCUACGUGGCAAAGCCAGGUGAUUUUACAGAAAUAACAUAUUUUCAAUGGUACUCAAAAACAAACAAAAGAAAAAAAAGAUGAUCGGUGUGCUGUCGCAGACGUCAUGUUGAACUAGCCGAGGGGUCAGAGUUAUGGGUUUUUGGGAAAGACAGAGGAGUCUCCUUGUAAAUUUUUAUACGCUCCUUUCUUGUAAAUAGUGAAUAUAGUAGGUGACCCUCCCUUCCCUCCUCCACCCCUCUUUCUCCACCCAGAGACCCCCCUUCCACCUGUACACAACACACAUGCCACCCCUUCAUAUAUAUGUACACACCCUGAACCCUUAGCCUGCAGGAGUCUUUGCAGAAAUGACCCCUCAGUCCUCUGUGUGUGUUUCUAGCUCAGUGUUCAAAUCAUUCCAGCUGACGGCGACUUGGGUUUGUUUGAAUGGAUGUGCCACUGCCUCCAUAGCGACUGAGGCAGUUAAAGCUGCGGUAGGCAAGAAGAGAUCCCAGGCUUCUAAGUCUAAAUCAAACAGCAAGGAUGCAACAGAGAAAGGAGUCCUCUCACUAUCCAUGUAUAGAUGACAAGAUAUGCUCAAAUUAAAUUUUAGUCUUAGGUGUGUCUCAGUGCUCUAUGAGGGAAAGCUACGCUAUUAAUUCCACAAUCUCACACCUAGUAGUCAUUAAUGCUGCAUUACAACGAUGCUGGAAAGUCAGAAAUCCAUACUUUCUACAGGGAGGAAUGCAGCAGAACAGCCUUGAGUUGGAAUCCCAAAGAGACACAAUUAUCUGAUGUCAACAUUAAAGCCCCACUUCAACUGGAUUUUUGAGGCCAAAAUUAAUAUUGAUAUUUGGCUUUUAAACUAUAUAUCAGACAAUGUUUGUUUUUCUAAACAUAAAGACAACAUUUUUCAUGAGUUUUAGUUAAUAAGUAAUUGUGACCGAGUUAUGCGCCGAGCAGCACUAACAAAACUGCCAAAGCAAAUACAGCAAAGAUAUUGAAUAUUACAUAUUUUAAAUAAGAAUCUUUAUUAAUUACAUAGACUCACGAACACUGAAGUAUGUAUGUAUGUGGGCAAGCCUGAAACAUUUGGAACAUUAAAGCAGCACCAAUCAAUAUUUUUUACAUUAACAUUUGACAAAAUAACUAGAUGUAAUGUGAGGUGUCACUUACAGUAAAAAGCCCACAGAGAAUUAUCACCCAACUCUUCAGUUCCUUCCAACUCUAUAAAUCCUUUUGGGGUGUUUAAGAUUAUUGUUUUGGUUUUUCAACUUUAACCUUUAAUGUUCUGGUUCAUCAUGCAGCAGCAGAUAGCUGCACUUUCACCGCAAAAAAGCUCAGAUAAACCCACUGUACGCUACCUGCCCAGUAUCAAACGACAAAAAUACAAAGUUAGCAACUAGCUGGUGAACAUAUUGAAGCAUUUUGCAGCGCAAGGUAUUUUUCCUAAAAGCUAAAACAGAGCUAAAAAAGAGUGUAUACAGCACUGACUGUACAUUCAUCAGGUGGGCACAAACACAACUCCAAAAUGACCAAACAUAUUGUCCUGUGCCUGCUAGAUCUAUAAAUAGGCAGCUGUUUGCUAAAAAAAAAAUCCCCACAUCAACUGUAUACAGACAUAUCAUUGUGUAUGAUGUUGAUCAGUCAGGCUCUAGAAUGCACUUUUAAAGCUGUACAGCUUUAAUUUUAUGUCCAUAAUCUCCUAAAGUACAUUUUAAUAACCUUAAUGUUAGAGUAGCUAGCUAAUGCUGCCAAAUAUCACUGAGAUGUGCUGUUCUAUGUGGAAUGAAUGUAAAGAAAACUUAACUUUCCUGAUUAUCUUCCAAGCUGGAUUAAUAGAAUGCACAAAGAGUUCGGUUACAACUCACCUGCAAGAAACUUGCGACUUUCCAAACUUCUAACUGUGAAUGAAAUGCAGCAUUAAUGGAAGAAGUUUGGGUCUAGGGAAUGAAGUCACAGUACAUAAAUCCCACUUAAUUAGCAACACUUGGGGCCACCGAGUUGUGAAGUUGCCUGGUGCAACUUUAAGAUAAAAGGAGAGAGAGGCGAGCACAUUUGGCAGUGUCACAUUUGACAUAAUCAGAAAACCCAGUCGAAGGUUUCUUCACCUUGAAGUGAAUGGGCAUUAAUCUCUGGCUGUGGCCAUCCUCAAUCCAGUCUGACUGUAAUGUUUGAUAAAGGAGUACAACAACGGCAGAAUGUUUUCUUACAAGAAAACAGAUGUGGGCAGUGGUUGAUAGUACAGUCUGCCACUGAUAAAUCAAGAUUUGGUUAAAGUCACUGGACACACUGGAAAGUUUCCUCCUCUAACCUAGUGAGCCUUUGACAGCUGUCCUUUGGGUGUAGCUGGGAGAACCUACUGUAUGUGUAUACUGUAGCUCUAUGUUCAUGUAAAGAUCUCAUAUGUUGUUUAAGAGUUUUCCUCAUCUUCUGUGACACCUGGUCUUGUGACGUCACCUCUUCACUUGCAACCCCCUCACCCCCACCCCUUUUGGUGGAUUUUGCAUCGGCCCAAGCCCUAAUGUUGUCCUGAUGUUUGUUUUAGAAGAGGAGGACAGUGAAAUUAACAUGGAAACCUUGUAUAAUGUGUUGUUUUUUUAGUUUUCUUUUUUUUAAUUUUCUCUGGACUCUUUGGUCUGUUUUCCUUUGGAAUGGUCACUACAGCACUUUCUGUAAAUUGGCCAAUAAAAACUUGUUUUGGAA
Molecule: messenger RNA, 6552 nt
Organism: Lates calcarifer (barramundi perch)
Lineage: Eukaryota; Metazoa; Chordata; Actinopteri; Centropomidae
Product: calsyntenin-2
Exons: 17
Coding region: 437-3286 (949 amino acids)
Biological process (GO): homophilic cell-cell adhesion; positive regulation of synapse assembly; positive regulation of synaptic transmission
Cellular component (GO): postsynaptic membrane; cell surface
Molecular function (GO): X11-like protein binding; kinesin binding; amyloid-beta binding
Source: RefSeq, a predicted model, not a curated record